AAGCUUUUAUUUCCCCAGGAGUUGAUUCUUCGAUUAGCUUCUAGGUUUCAGCCGGAGCUCCAUCAUGUCAACCGGGACGCAGCUGCUCAGACUGCUGCUCAACGAGCGGCUGGCAGCGGCUGCAGAGGAAAUCUUUGGACUAGUUGAGAAGACGAUAGCGGAGUAUCAGGAUGAGGCUGUCCGCUCCAAGAGAGAAGUCAUCCAGCUGAAGAAGCAGAUCGAGCAGCUGACCGUUUUAAAACCUCAAGUAACCUUAUUCAGAGCAGACUCCCAGCUGGUCUCUGAGGAACGCCCUCCUGCACUGCAGCACCAUCACAUUAAGAUGGAAGAGAUUCGCAUCGUGGAGAUCCAGGUGCAGUCACAGGUGAAAGAGGAGCAGGUGGAUGAAUGCAUCAGUCCAGACAUGGAGGCAGUUACUUGUAACGAUGCUGAAAUGAAUCAUAAAACCCCAGCCACUAACUGUGAGCUGCUCCCAUCUCCAACGACUGAAGGUGUGAUUGAGAAUAAAAGCGUAGACGAUUACUGGAAUGAAGGAGAUGGUUCAUUGUCGCCUCAUCAGAGUUACAGUGUUGAAGUCUUUGUGGAUCAAGAACAGCCUCUGGUGGAAGACAGGACUUGCUGUUUUUGUGGUGAAAGUUAUAAGAAGGACUGUGAACUUAUAAGGCAUGUAGCAAAGAGCCACAAAGGCCACAAAGCCUUUAAAUGUAUGGAGUGCAACAAGGAGUUUAAAAAAAGGUCCCACUUUGUUGUGCAUAAAAGAAUUCACACUGGUGAAAAACCCUUCAGCUGUGAUUACUGUGACAAAACAUUCAAUCAGAACUCAAGCCGCCUCGCUCACAUGAGGGUUCAUACAGGAGAGAGACCAUAUUAUUGUAAAAAAUGUGGGAGAAGUUUUACUACUAGCAAGCAUUUAAAGAUUUGCAAAAUGCAGGAUGAGCACACAAUCACACCAGGAAAGAGAAAUGAAGAUGAAGAUCACAAAGAGAUGGAGAGUGUCAAAAGCUUUGAAUUAAACACGACGUUGGAACGUAAGCAACACUAUGUUCAGCACAACAGAGUUCUCACUGCUAAAAAACACUUCAACUGUGAUUUCUGUUAAAAUAAAAAUGUUUUAACUAACUGUUUUUGGUCAGGGGCAGUUGUCAUUGUGAGGAUGUAAAACCUGUUGAAACAUUGUGUGUUUUUGGUUACACAAUUAACCAAAUCUUCACAAAGUGCAAGAUAAAAUUAGAAA
Centropristis striata (black sea bass) is the source of this 1234-nucleotide messenger RNA. Its product is annotated as zinc finger protein 436-like. Bases 65 to 1099 code for a protein of 344 amino acids. Lineage: Eukaryota; Metazoa; Chordata; Actinopteri; Perciformes; Serranidae. The record is from RefSeq and is a predicted model, not a curated record. The transcript is spliced from 2 exons.